Lineus longissimus is the source of this 15087-nucleotide messenger RNA. Its product is annotated as sodium channel protein type 4 subunit alpha B-like. Lineage: Eukaryota; Metazoa; Nemertea; Pilidiophora; Heteronemertea; Lineidae. Gene Ontology annotation, cellular component: plasma membrane; voltage-gated sodium channel complex. Gene Ontology annotation, biological process: sodium ion transmembrane transport; neuronal action potential; membrane depolarization during action potential. Gene Ontology annotation, molecular function: voltage-gated sodium channel activity. The transcript is spliced from 26 exons. The record is from RefSeq and is a predicted model, not a curated record. The coding region runs from base 15 to 5687 and encodes 1890 amino acids.
UUAGUUUAUUAGUCAUGCUCACCAUUCUAGUUAACUGUGUCUUCAUGACUCUCCAAACCCCCACCCCUAUCCCCGAAGUAAAACUAGGCAACGAGUCCGCCGAUAUAGCCGAGACCGUGUUCACCACGAUAUACACGGCGGAGGCUUUAGUUAAAAUACUUGCAAGAGGAAUGAUUUUAGCAGAAUUUACGUACCUCAGAGACGCGUGGAACUGGUUAGAUUUUGUUGUGAUCACUCUAGCAUACUUAAUGUUUUUCAUAGAAGAGUUAGGCAACCUAUCUGCGCUUCGAACUUUUAGAGUGCUUAGAGCUUUGAAGACCGUAGCCGUAGUUCCCGGUUUAAAAACUAUCGUGGGUGCCUUAAUGGAAGCAGUGCGUCGCCUUCGGGAUGUAAUGAUAUUGACAAUAUUUGUCCUGUCCAUAUUCGCACUAAUAGGGCUACAAAUUUAUUCCGGGUCGCUGAACAGAAAGUGUGUCUAUACUCCAGAAGGCUUUUGGAAUUGGACGGAAGAAGAACAGCACGUGCAGGCAAAUGACUCAGCGAACUGGUUUGAAGGUCUGACGGGGCCAAUCGUUUGCGGUGAGCCUUCACCGAACAGCGAAGCAGGCGGAUGUCCUCCUGACUAUAGCUGCAUCAACGCAGGUCCACCCCCCAACUUUGGUUAUACCAGUUUUGAUAAUUUCGGAUGGGCAUUUUUAUGCGCAUUCCGACUUAUGACCCAGGAUUACUGGGAAAACCUCUACCAACUGAUCAUCAGGGCGAACGGUCCGUGGCACAUGCUGUUCUUCGUGUUGGUCAUCUUUCUGGGAGCAUUUUAUCUGGUCAACUUAAUCCUGGCAAUCGUGGCCAUGUCUUACGACGAGCAACAGAAGCAAGACAAGGCCGACCAGGAGGAACAAGAGCUGCUGAGAAAGGAAGAAGAGGAGCGCCGACAGCGAGAAGAAGGAGCACUAGCUAUGCCAAAAAGUCCAUCAGAAUGUUCGUGUGCAAGUUUGGAGCUGUAUAUCCAAAAUAGAGAGAACCAACUGAACGAUAAAGAGCGAAUUAGUAUCAAAUCAGACUGCUGUGCAUCUGGCGACACCAAACGAAGGUUGAGUGUACUCAAUGGAAAAGUGAAGAAGGCCAGUCUUAGUCUACCGGGGUCACCCUUCCAACCAAGAAGAGGGAGUAGAGCGAGUCAGUUCAGCUGGAGUAGAAAAAAUCGACAUCACCGAGGGGCAGCUGAUAGACAACCACUUGUCCUACCGUAUUUAGAAAACUUAAACCUACCAUAUGCUGAUGAUUCAAAUGCUGUCACCCCAUCUUCAGAAGAACUAUGCAACUUGCAACGGUCACAUCCGAACUUUUUGCAGGCACGCCGGGCGAGUCUCACCUCUCAUAACAGUAGGGUCUCCAGUUAUAUGGACCCCAGCGGCCGACCUACCCCAGGCUCGCGAAGAAGCAGCUUUUCCUCCAUACGAAGCAGGACUUCUAGAAAUAGCAGACAUUCCUACAGUUCGCCAGCGGAUGCACCUUGCAAGACAAAAGAGUUAGCUGCCAGAAGUAACAAGAACCGGGAGAAUAGAGCCACACAUCCAUUGCUGCCAGAGGUCAUUGUAGAUAAAACUAAGUCGGAUGAUAAUGAGUCUUCCAGUAGCGGGUCUGAAUGCGAAACAGUAAAGCAGAAACUAUUUGCUGACAACCCGUUCAUUUGCCGCACCCCAAGCCAAACCGUUGUAGAUAUGAAAGAUGUGAUGGUUCUCAAAGACCUUAUUGAUCAUGCCUCAGGCAAACGCAGAAGUUGCUUCAGCGACGACGGUGCCCAGAAGCAUGUCACUCUACGGGGUUUCUUCAGUGACGAAAGCCUGGAUAAGAAGGCAUUUAUCAAAGCCAAGAUGCACCAACUGUUCUGUGUCUGGAACCCACCGCGAUGGCUCUUGUUGCUUCAGAAGUACACAGCGUUGAUCAUUCUAGAUGCCUUUGCUGAGCUCGCCAUCACACUGUGCAUUGUAAUCAACACUGCCUUCAUGGCUAUGGAUCAUUAUCCCAUGGAAAAGGAUUUUGCGAAUACACUCAGUAUGGGAAACUAUGUCUUUACUGGCAUAUUCGCUACCGAGGCCGUGCUCAAAAUCAUCGCCCUUAACCCUAUCAACUACUUCAAGGAUAGCUGGAACAUUUUUGACAGCAUUAUUGUAUUCCUCAGCUUCCUCGAACUGGGUUUAGAGGGUGUCAGUGGCUUAUCUGUCCUUCGAACAUUCAGAUUGCUUCGUGUGUUCAAAUUAGCUAAGUCAUGGCCUACUCUCAACCUCUUGAUGGGGAUCAUCGUACGAACAAUAGGUGCACUGGGAAACCUAACAUUCGUGCUUGGCAUUAUCAUUUUCAUUUUUGCUGUAGUCGGGAUGCAAUUAUUCGGACAAAAUUAUUACACGAAGAAAGACAGGUUCACGGGAGGUGAAGUCCCACGUUGGAGUUUUGUGUCAUUUUUCCACUCAUUCAUGAUUGUGUUUCGUGUACUCUGUGGAGAAUGGAUCGAAUCCAUGUGGGAUUGUAUGCUCGUGAAUGGUUAUAUAUGUAUACCAUUUUUCUUAUUGACGAUGAUUAUUGGGAAUUUAGUGGUGCUAAACUUGUUUCUUGCUUUACUCUUGAGCUCUUUCGGGGCUGAGAAUCUUCAAUCUGUCUCCGCGGGCGAUAACGAACCCAACAAAAUGCAGGAAGCCUCGGAGAGGAUCAACAGACUUGUUAACUGGCUGAAAGUCAAAGCUAUGCAAUGCGCAAAAACUGUUGUCAAGAAGAGAAAAGCGGGACAGCGCGAGGGUCCUACCGGAGUUACCAAAACUGAUGACGUAAUCAUGGAUGGUGACGGCCCGGUGCGCAAUGGACGAAUUUGCGACAACCAGGAUUCAGGACUGGAAGAUGAUGAUCGUAAGAGUGUUAGCUCAGCGGGUUCAGAAUCUAAGAUUCAGCUUGACCAAGAAGAAAAGUACCCCUUGUUGCAGGAGACCGAAGCGCCCACGCGGCCCGCUAGCAUGGAGUCCAUGUGCAAGAUGAGGAAGUCCGCAUCCAGAGAUAGCAAGUUUAGCAACACCAAGGCGUCUACCCCUGGGACCGUCAGCAAAUCAUCAUUUGGCAAUGAUGACGGGAGCAGCUGCAUGGACGACAAACUUGAAGAUGGCGAGCCUGAACCCACCGACGUUGAUGUCGUCUUCGUCAAUUAUCCUGACGACUGCUUUCCAAGUUUCUGUAUGAAGCACGUAACCUGUAUCAACGCGUUCGUUCAGACAUCCGUUGGCAAGGUUUGGUGGAAAGCAAGAUGUUACACCUAUAAACUCGUCGAACACAAGUAUUUUGAAUCAUUCAUCAUGCUCAUGAUCGCUGCCAGUAGCAUAUCCUUGGCCGUUGAAGACAUCUAUCUAGAUAACCGCCCUUUACUUAAACUCACCCUUGAGUACUUAGAUAAGGGUUACACAGUCAUCUUCAUUUUCGAGAUGAUCAUAAAGUGGUUGGCGUUUGGAUAUAAAAAGUAUUUCACAGACGCCUGGUGUUGGCUUGACUUCAUUAUAGUCACUAUCUCGAUUAUUACUCUCUCCGCCGAGGCGUCGGGACAGGAGGGCACGAUGGGUUCUCUGAGAGCUCUCAGGACGCUCAGGGCUUUACGUCCACUCCGUGCUGUAUCAAGAUGGGAGGGGAUGAGAGUCGUAGUCAACGCCUUGAUCCAAGCCAUUCCAUCUAUCUGUAACGUGCUUCUUGUGUGUCUAGUCUUCUGGCUCAUCUUCAGUAUCAUGGGUGUUCAGCUCUUCUCUGGCCAAUUCUAUAAGUGCAUCAAUUUGACGACCACUGAGAGGAUAUCAUAUGACUUUGUCAAAUUGAGGAACGAGUGCGAACUCAUGGAGGAUACAAAAUGGAAGAAUUCACGUAUUAACUUUGACAAUGUGCUGAAUGCUUAUCUAGCACUCUUUCAGAUCGCCACGUUCAAGGGUUGGAUGGGAAUCAUGAACGACGCUGUUGAUUGUCAUGGGCGAAACGAGCAACCCUACAGAGAGGCUAACUUGUAUAUGUACCUUUACUUCGUGCUCUUCAUCAUCUUCGGUUCUUUCUUCACGCUGAAUCUCUUCAUUGGUGUUAUCAUAGACAAUUUCAAUAUGCAAAAGAAAAAGGCAGGUGGCUCCCUAGAGAUGUUAAUGACAGAGGAUCAGAAAAAGUACUACAAUGCUAUGAAAAAGCUAGGUUCAAAACAACCGCAGAAACCUAUACCAAAGCCACGUUUCAAGUUCCAGUUGAUAUUCUUCGCAAUCGUCACUAAUCAGAAGUUCGAUAUCGGCAUUAUGGUGUGCAUCUUACUGAACAUGGCCUCCAUGGCCAUUGAUCAUCACAACAUGAGCAAUGAAAUCAAGAACGGCCUGGAAUACGUCAACCUAGUCUUUAUUAUCAUUUUUACUGCUGAAUGUGUCAUGAAGCUUCUUGGCCUACGGCUUCAUUACUUUAAACAACCAUGGAACAUUUUUGACUUCGUCAUCGUGGUGUUUUCAAUUGUUGCACUUGCUAUGAAGAAAGUUUUUCAGAGCUUCCCCAUAUCUCCAACACUCAUUCGUGUGAUCCGCGUAUUCCGUGUUGGUCGUGUGUUGCGUCUAGUCAAAUCAGCGAAAGGUAUACGGACCUUGCUCUUCUCGCUAGCGGUUUCACUUCCUGCCUUAUUCAAUAUUGGACUACUUUUAUUCCUUGUCAUGUUUAUAUACGCCAUAUUUGGAAUGUCAUUUUUCUCUCGCGUCAGACAUACUGCGGGAAUUGACGACAUGUUCAACUUCGAGACGUUUGGCCGCAGCAUGAUCAUACUUUUUCAAAUAUCAACCUCGGCUGGUUGGUCCGAUGUAUUAGAUGCUUUAAUGAACGACACACCGGGCGAGGAUUGUGAUGACAAGUAUAUGGGACUUGACAAAGGAAACUGUGGAAACAGUAUGAUCGCUGUCUGUUUCCUCAUUACAUAUCUAGUUAUAAGUUUCCUUGUGGUUAUCAACAUGUAUAUAGCUGUGAUCUUAGAGAAUUUCAGUCAGGCAACUGAGGACGUGCAGGAAGGCUUAACCCAGGAUGACUUUGAUUGCUUUUACGAAAAGUGGGAGAAGUAUGAUCCAGAGGCCUCGCACUAUAUUCGAUUAGAUCAGCUAUCGGAUUUCUGUGACGAUCUUGAGCCACCACUAGGCAUUCAGAAGCCGAACUAUUACAAGCUUGUUGGAUUGAAUAUUCCAAUAUGUACAGACGAUCGCGUUCACUGUGUUGAUAUUCUGGAUCAGUUGACGAAAUAUUUCCUCGGUACACUCGGGGAGGAUGAGAAUAUUGGCGAGGUGAAACCGGGUGGCGCUAAUCGGGUGGAUUAUGAACCUAUUAGCAGUACACUUAAGCGACAAAGAGAAAUAUAUUGUUGUUUGAUAAUACAGCGAGCGUUUAGAGAAUGGCUGAAGAAUAAUCCAGAGAGACCUAAGAGAGAGCGGCCUCCGGUAGUGGCUACCAUUAUUGACGUAGGUGAUGAUGAUCAUGAGCCCGGUGAUCCGACUGGUGGUGAGAAUUCCAUCACCACCCCAGUUCCGGGUCAUGAACCAGCGGAACAGCUGCGAGGAAAUUCUGUGGCUAGAACUCCGCAGAAUGGCAAUCCAAAUGUGCAAAUUGCUGAUAGCAAAACUGUAGAAUUACACCCGGAAAGUGGUGUCGUUGCGUAAUGUCACUUGGUUUGGUCGAAUUCCGUUCUCGGUUUUGGCCGAGGGGGAAGCGAAAUAUAUACAAAAAUACUACGAAAAACUCGUUGAACGAAUGAAGUUCAUAGCAUUGCAGAGAUGAAAUACAAACACAUAUAUUCAAACAAGCUCAAAGGUUUUAACACUUUCAGAUCUGUUAAUUUUUACGUUGGAUUUUAUUCGCUGUGGAUGCCAUACGCGUACAUGUAUUUAGUGGGGAGGAUUCAAAGAUUGCACCUUCAUAUACUGUCUCAUGCUUGUCAUGGUUAUGCCAAUAAUUGUAUUGUUCUUCAAGUUAUAGGACGCCUGACUUCCAAAUUGUAUCACCAUGCCCAUGCAUAUUUGUUACGUGUGUACGUACGUGUACGACCUUUUGUACAGUAAGUCAUGUUCCCAUCAUUACAAUUAGUCAAGUCGGUCCUUCAUGUCUUUCAAUAACCUGGGCGAUUAUUUUUCUAAUCUUUGUAAAUUUAUUUAAAAGCAUGAGUGACCAAUUGCCAAUCCGUAAUGGAGAUUAUGUUUGGGUGCAAAGUAUGUAAACUGUUUAUAAAUUUAUUUUUGUAAUGAUUUAUGAAUCACAAUUAUUUGCAGAAGCAGUUAUCAAUUCCGUUUUGUGAGCUUUGGUAUCGUUAAUGUAUUCGGUUUCAUGUUAGGUCCAGUCAUCGCUUAAUCAAAAAUACCUUUAAUCAAACUUUAAAACACCAUAUAGUCGUCUUAGUCUAAAAACAAUUCGAUAAGUUUAUUAAGGAAUAACCACAGCGUUUCAUUUUUUGAUCGUUUGCCAUGCAUUUUAAAUCGAUAAGACCAGAAAACUAAUGGCGUAUGAAAUGUCAUUGUUUUAGACUUACUGAUCAUACGUCUUUCCUAACCAUAGGCAGUUUUCUAUUCUCCAUGUUAAAGUUGUUGCUAUGUAUGUAGGCAGGUCGGUCUUGAAAUUCGGAGGUGCUGUGGUAUGGUAUGCCUAUGAUCAAAAUCAUACAGCCGGAUUCACUGAGGUACUGCUACAAUAUUACUAACCGCAUCUGUUCGAUUCCCGCCAUUUAACCUCAGUUUCCGAGGUUAUAUGGGGAUCUGUAAGAUAUGGUGUUAAUGAACUUUAUUCAAGUUCUUGGAUAGAAACCACAGCACCUCUUGAAUAGAAAGCGCUGGCUUAUUAGUGUAUAGAAUAUGAACCUAGUCAUAAAGAAACAACGUGCUUUCCUCUAUCGCAAUCUAUAAGUGUACAGCGUGUUCAUGUCAAUAUACACGUAUUUGAAGUUUUAACCAGUAACUUUUACUCUUUUAAAAAUUCCUUACCGUUCACAACUUUACGAACUAUUAAAUUCCGUGAAAUCUUGAGGUUUUCUCUUUAAUGAAAUUUAUAGUGUAGUAUGAAAAACGUGUCGCGCUAUUGAGGGCGUGGUAUCAUGUUUGGUAAUUUACAUGACAGACUAAAUACUGUACGUUGUUCAGCUUGGUUCCACUUCAACGGAACACAUUGGAAUAGUCUCAUAUUGAUAUCAUUGAUAGGGUCUUCAGGCCGUUGAUUCACCCCUAUGGUGGUAAUAAGUACGGCCCAUUUAGUUGUGUUUCGAUGAAGCAGAACAAAGUGGAACUUACAAUGCGUAAUCUGUCUCGUGAAUCACAAGACUGCUUUUGCUUCUCCAAGGAUGUCUUACUUUGAGUUUAUGUGAAGAAGGAGAAGACGUGUUUUGAAAUGAAAGUGAAACUACGGCGACUUCACCAGCCCAAUUACGUGCAGCUAUUAUAUUGAAAUAGAGUCCAUUUUUUCAGAACAAAUUUCAGGCUGCAUGGGAACCUAUUUCUUUGUUAGAUAAAACAAAAUAGACCUACAUUAUUCAAAACUUUGUACAUUUCUUGUUUUAGUUCAAUUGACAAAUCUUUUGUGUGAAUUAUUGCCAUGUUUGUCACCCACCAAAAAGAUUUGUUAAUUAGGCUAAAACCAUGUACAAAGUAAUGCAAAUUUGUUUACCAGUCAAAGCAUAGAUCCCCAUGCAGACUAAAGUUUGCCCUGAAUGCAUGAACUUACUACAUUGCACCAUGUGAUUUAAAAAAUGACGUCACUAAGGUUUCACCUUAAGAUACAUGUAGACUGCAAGUGAAUUUAAGCACUUUGUCAUUGGUGGGAUCAAACUACAAUGUAUUGACUAUAAAAAAUUCCAGUCAUCUAGAAUAUAUGUCAAUAACAAAGUUACCGGUAUACAUCUUUCCGUUGGCCAAAACCUACUACUAUCGUUGAAAAAAAUUUUUUUAAAUAAAUAAACAUCAGUAGUAGUUACUAGUAGUUACUCGUUAAUAGUAGCAACUGUUUAAUAUCCAGAUCCAGUAGAAAAGCUGCCUCCUUUAGUUAUCACGGUUUUGUGGGGAGUGGCAAGUUGAUCUGCACAGCGUGUGAUGACGGUCGUGAUGACCACGCAAGUAUACUUAACUGGGUGUCCCGCCAGUGCUCAGAGCCGCCUAAAGUACAGUACAUACUUGAUAUAAAUGCCCAGAUUUUCAUUUGACUGGGAAAGCUUUGUCGGCAUUCAGUUUCAAUCAUACAUGGACACUGACUAUAUAGCAUACACAUUAGUGUUAAUUUCUAUUUCAUCGUAUUUUCGCCAAGAUUACAGCAUACUUUCAGAACACCAAGCACCUACUCAUUAUCAUUAUAAACACUAACAUUUAAGACAACUAUAUAUGUUACAAUAUCCAGUAUAAAUUGACCUACAAAGCGUUCCUAGUCAAAAGGAGCGAUCUGGGCAAAAUACGAAAUGCAGAAUUCAUACUUAUGAUAAACGGGUAUAGAUUUUCUUUUGACUUGUUCUUUGUAUUUCCUUAUGGAUUGUGAACAGCCAAUUCUUCAAGGAUUGUUAUACGUUUAUGUGUAUGCAGCCAGUACAUUUACCGUUAAUGCAUUGGCACUUGGUUUACUAUGUAUGGCUAUCUGUGGAUGCUGACACAAUUUCAAGUUCAAGUAUAGGUGUGUAUAUAAACUUAUCCAUAAAUGUAGUGAACAUGGCAAUUUCUCCAUUACUCCUCGUAACAUGCAACCAUGUACUAGUUAUUAUUGAACGAAGGUUGACUGAAUUUAGUACUACCGCUUCUAAUUGCAAACUAUGUACACCAUAACUGUAGCUUUAAAGGGUUAAUCUCACCCUUAUGGCAAUUCUAAUAAGUACAUUUGAGAUACGCCUAGAUACUCUAAGUUUUCUCCAGUGUUAUCUUAAGCGUAUUUCUGACUUUAUUUUAACUUAGUGCUGCGUUUGACUGCGAAUUUACACAUACAUGUACAACAAAUUACUGAAUCUCUGUGUUAAUACUUAACGACUGGCCACAACACGAACCCUCAGUCAAACAGAGCAACUCUGACGCCAACGCAUGCGAACCAUGAUGUUUGUUAUUAAUCAUUUGAGGCCUUUGAAUCAAAAUCACGGUUGGCUAAAGUCGGAAAUUUUUUUCCAAAUUUUGCAGGUUACGCAUGCGCAUUGAUAAGUAACCAAGGUAACCAAGAUAUACUUAUUCAAGAUCAUGCGUAACGCAGACGCAAAUUCUGGAAAUGUUGCUAAAACCGACCGCGGGGCCAAAAAUAUAGCCAGCUUGUCCGAACGACUCGGUACAAAUCGCUAUGAAGGUGUAAUUUGAGCACAUUACUCUCAAACCCCUCCAAAUUGGCGCAUUUUUAAGCAAUCCAACGGUAUUUCGAUAGGAUCUGUCAUCCCCAUCACUGUUUGGUGUACGCUGUGAAAGUACCUUUGCUCAGUAUUGAAAUUGAUAAGGCGAAUGUGAAAUAAUGCAUUUACAUGUAUUUGUCCGAAAUCUCCAGGUUAUUGGCAAUGGCAUCAGUCUUUGUCUUCGUCCCACCGCAUUCAAAGUAAUGAACAGUUACCUGUUAUUUGUUUUGUUGUAUUAUCCUCCGUGGUCAAAGAAUAAUGAGCACCGGAAAGUUAGCAAAUGUUGCCGACUCUUUCGGAAUGCAUUUGAGAGAUUAUGGCCCUCGUGGAGAAAGAAAGUCCUGUCAUACAGGCCCAUGACUAACUAAAACCGUGUCACACAUUUAGAGGAUGACUCAAUACACCAAAUUGAUAAUUGUAAAUCAUUAGUGACAUGCCACUGACGGAAGUUUCUGGGGAGAAUUCACUCCUUCUCCAUCCAUGUUCCCAUUAUUUUACUCGUCAUCUACCAUAAAAAAGUACCGUAGAGUCCGUCGCGCUCUAACCUGCUGGUAAUACGAGUCAGCGUACAAAUGAUCUCAUAAUUCUUUGACCAGAAAAAGCUGUAUUCAACUACAUGUACUUAAUCCUCCUGUGGUUUUUUGGCGGAUUUUUUUGUCAACAAAUAUUUCGUAAGCCUCAUAGCAUAAUUGCCUAAGUCAUAUUUUGGCCAAAAUGUGAAAAUUUUAUGUCUAUGUCACUUUUCUGUGAUAUUCAAGCAUUGCUUACUUAUUUAAUGGUUUUAAAAAUGUUGAGACAUCUGUUAUAAGUUUUUGUUAAAGUUCGAAUAAAAAUUUCCUUAGCGUUGUCUAAAAAAAUGGUUCUUAAAUUUUCCCAAAACCUUCAAAAUUAAUAUGAGUUAGGCAAUUAUGCUAUGAGGCUAACGAUUUGAUAAUUUCGAUGACAAAUUGAGGUUGACAUAAAUGCGCAUAAGGUAAUCACUUUUAACCACGUGACUACUCAACACACUCUGUAUCCAUAUUUUGAAAAAAAUGAUAAUUGAACUCAUUCCACAUAUCUGUCUCGGUAUGAUAUCGCGGUAGAGCGGUUGCUACUGAGCUAUUGACACUUAAUCAAAAGCUAUUUGAUAGGAUUAGUUCAAAUUUCGAACACUAUAAAUAAUCGCGAAUUGUUUUGCUGCAACUGCAGCCAAAGAACCACAUUUCUGUUUCUUUUCCGACUGUGAUAGACCUGUUGACUCAUACGUGUUUAUUUCAACUACAGAUGUAAAGAUUAUCAUUUGUCCUCUACAGUUUGUGACUCAUGUACGUUCCCUACGAUUUGUGUUGGUGUCCAAUUUGAGAAUGGCGGUGCAAAAUCGGAAAUGUACCUGUCCUGCUCUAGUUUUACACCCCUUUCCAUCAAAUUGGGCAUUUGUUAUUGCUCAGUAUCUUACUGAAGUCGUCUCCGAAACUCAUAGGAUGAUCUUGAGCGGCCAAAGAUUGGACAAAUUCUCCGGUCGCGAAUCGCCCGUCUAAAAGAAGCUAUCUGCCUGAUCAGUCGAUGGAACCGUUCUUCUGUUCUUCGUUUUAUGUUCCUACUACUUCUGCAAUCUUGCCUCAAAGCGAAACCAUCAUAUUAAGGUCGCGGGGAUCAACACUGGUCAGGACAAACCUCGUCACCAUCAUACAAGUACUUAAUGUAUUACCGUACUCUUUCAUUGUCAUUGAAUGGGCAAAACGGGUCAUGGGACGAGAUUGUAAUAUAAAGAUCAAGGAGGCUUCCUGAAGGGAGAUCUGUUUUUAGAUUGAUGUGAGCAACAGUAUAUGAUCUGACGGCCCAUUUAUGCACACCAUGGAAUCUGGCAGAUUAAUCUCGGUAGUGUUCUGAAAAUGAACGUCGUGGUAUUCAAAUAAGAUGUACAGGGUCUGUAAGACGCCAGUCGUUUUAGAUUGAGGGGACUGACAGUAUAUAUACUUCGUGUUUUCAGUAGACCGUUGAUAUAGAUAUCUCGUCAGACAACGGUAGGGGUUGCAUGGGGAAGUCAGUUCAUAUUCUGUCGAAUGGGUCUUCUCUUCAACAUAGUCAUUUGUAUAAAUCGCAUGCUUCAUUUUCAUACGCACUUAGGUGUCUCUACCCAGUUGAACUCGCUGAAUGAAAUCCUGCUAUUGGUCGGUGGCAUCCAAUGACAACAGACAUAACAUUCCGGAUAAAUAAACUAACUUUGAACCUUCAGUUUGAAAACGGGUGGAACCUCGCCUCUUUGUGGACGGAUAGUCAUCCAAACUUAUCUAUUGAAGUUCUUUCACAUUUACUGAGGUGGAUAUCAAACCUUUCUGCAUGUUCAUAUGCCAUUAGCAUGGAUGAUAAAUUCAAAGGUUGCCGAGCAGUUUUUUCUUGCGUCUCAAAAUUUAUAAAACAGAGAAAGAGUGCUUUCACUGGACGCCGCCUAAGACCUACAGGCUUACUCACUUUCAGUUUUGUAUCUUCUACAGCAAGUUUCAUUCGCUGGGAAGCAAAUGUAUUCAAUCACGGAUUUCUCGUCUUCAAUUUUUGCUGAAACGCCCUGUCACAUAUAGAUGGAAUAUUGUAUUUAGCAUAAUUAUCUCCUUGUGACAUCAUCACAAGGUUGCCUAUAUCCUAUUCUGCUUUUCAUUGGUUCUGUUCAGAGAUGUCCAUCUGGGUUAGACGGACAUAUUUUUACGCAUAAUGCAUGGGCAACGGGUCUAAUUUUGGUACGAAACAAAGGGUCUUUUUUCAGCACAUUGGUUGUGUGUGUGGUGUGGUGGAGGGGAUUUUGUAGAAGGCGUGGGGCACGUCGUUCUUGAAGGCAGAAGGUCAGACCUGUUGCCCAUGGAAAUAACAGAGCUUUUCUCAUGUGAAUAAACGUUGUCACGCAACUCUUGAUUGAAAGCAGUCUGCACGGUUGUCAAAAUUAAGAUUUUAAACAUUGAAUUUCGAGGAUAAACAAAGCAUCUUGUCACGAAUUUGUAUAGUUUUUUAACAACGUUCGUGUCCAGAUGCUAGAUCUUAUUCCAAUGAUUAUUGAUAGACACAUGAAACUCGUUAAACUCUAUGGAUUAUAUUUGUCAAUGUUUAGACUUGUUAUGAAUUAAUAUAUGCUCUAUCAUGAUAAGGAAGUAUGGCAAAAAUUCCAUAUUAUAACUAUACUUAAAAUACCAUUAUUAAAUAUUUUCAUGUGUUAUUGGCUUGUGGAAGUCAUUUCAACAGAAACAAAUUGAUGCAAAAUAUGAAAAAGGGUCGAGAGAGCAAGCGAGAUAUUAGUAAUGCCAACAAAAGUAUAAGAACGCCUCCGUGUGUUUUACAAUGGCUGUUCGUUGUCGCUUUAACGUCUUCAGCACCAUUGUGUGUCAGCCCUUAAGGUCUCCCUCUAGGUGUUUCAUCCUUCGUGUGUGGUGAAUAUUGGCUUUCUGUUUAAGAAUUGAAGAUACUGAUUCUGUAUUACGAAUCUGUGAGACCUUAAGGAUUAGUUCAGGUCCAUGUUGAUAUGGUUCAUUGCCUCUCAUUUCAUCAUGUCACUUUUGCACGUUUCAAGAGAUAAUUAGGUUGAUUUCAAAUUGUGCAUGUCGGCGCACAACGUCAUCUAUGCAAAACACCAAUCACUAUCAUUAAGUUUGGCUAAUUUAACUGCGUUGAAAUAUUUGAACAUAGGUAAUUUUUAUUGUAUAUACAGAUUGUAAAAACUGUUGAUUUAUUAGCUUGUCAUUCAAUUACAUUAAUUUUGUUUAUCAAAUUUCCGAAUCGUACCAAGAUAGCUACACACUUCCAACAGGUACAGGAGACAGUUACUGCUCCUGCCUAUAGUCCCCAUUUAAGAACCCCAAAAACUGGUGUGAAACACUGAACUUUUGAAUUGAAAUAAAGAUAUCGACCGUGCUUAAUGUCUGCCAUUUUUUAUCACUGCCGCUGCCUCGGUUUUGGCUUGUACUGGUACACAUGUAUCAGUUCCACCCUCGCGGUGUUCAAUACCUCCUGUGCUAUUGGGAACAACUUACGGAUGAUAUUGUACUGGUGUCAUAUUGAAGAUACGGGAGUGAUUACAAAGCUCUGCCAACAGGCGUGUUGAAGACAGUUGAUUUUAUUAUUGUGUAUAACCCCAUCAUCAGUUAACUUAAUUUCGUUUCAUGUUUAACGUGAUGUUGACAUGAAAUCAAAGUAUCAGAAUAGCACAAAGGAUUAUUCCUAGUAUUGCUCGCUAACACCUCAUCAUCAGUUUUGCUCAAUUACAUCAUGGCCUCUUCAUUAUCUUACGAAUUGGUUUGUAGGUGUUACUCUGAAGGUGCAAAACUGAAGGAAUCCAUGUCCUCUAAACUAGACCCCCCCCCCCCCCACCCCACCCCUCCCCAAAAGCUCCUAAAAGUAAUUGGUAUGUAAAUUUCAAACCAAACAUUUCUAUCAUGCUAUUCGCCGCAAUGGCACCAAAAUUUUGGUUGUCCUGUGUGAACCUAUCUUGGUCGGUCACCAUUUUAUACCUUGAGUGAUGAUGCACCAUUUGUUAAAGCAAUGCCGUAAUGUAUUAACAUUUUGCACUACUGUUCAGUUUUACUGUUGAUUCCUUAGUGCCAUUAUGAUGAAAAUAUUCGAAGAUUAUUCUCAUCAGGCUUAAGCCAAAGAAAAAAAAACACAGGAAUUUGUCUACUCAAAGGCUGUACGACUCCCUGUUCUUCUGAAGAGAUUUAUGUUCAUCACCAAUGAGUGGAACACUGAGCCGCAAACGCAUUCGCAAGCAGUUCUUGCUCUGUUCUUGAAAUUUUUGUGCUGUGAAAUGCUGUAUUAGGAUAUACGGUAGAUUGAAAUCAUAGAUAAGUAAUUUUACCGUUCAGUGUAAUCCUUCGUAGAGCACAAAGGAGAGUGUCAAAUAUUACAGAUUUGAGUAGAAAAAUUCUUUCUUUGGCUAUUGAAUGGUAAUGAUUAUGCAGUUUCUGUUGAAAUGCUCGCGAUGCACCUCAUCCAGUCACCUUGAUAUUUGAACUUGGAACAGGACGUUGUGAUGCUCUCGACUCGAUGUCCCGAUCUCGUUUUGAACCUUUCAUUAGUAGAUUGUAGUAAUCUAAUUCUAAAUGUCUAUAGAAAGUGCUCACGGUAAUUACGAGCUUUGUCACAACUCCUCGUCAUCUGGGAAUUCAUUAGAAGGGAAGAGGAAAUAAGUUAUACAUCUUAUUUGAGAAAAACAUUGAAUAAAGAACAAAUAUCGGAUGGGAUACAGAGUGAAAUUAUUUGGAUGGAAAUCCUUCUAGUUCAUAUUGGAUGGAAAAACUGUAUAGUAAUGAUGGUUUCCUGUCCUCUUCCUUUUUGUUGGCUCCAUUUGAAGCAUGCAUUUAGGAGACCAGGUUUAUCAACAUGUUCAUUUGAGGAGACGUUGUGACCUUGCUGUUUAUGCACCAAGAUUUAACUUGUGGAUGGAUAAGUUAAUUUUAGACUCACUCGAAAACUAACGUCAGUUGGGAGUUUUCAUAUACAUGUCAAUUUCAUACCAGUGCCACCCAGCGGAGACAGCCAGUUCUACUAAUGCUUUCUUUUAAAAUGUCUUAUAUUGCCAAAAAGGGUUUUGGAUUCUUCAUUCAGUGUGUGUAGAUAUAAAAGACGAUCAUGAUCAAAACCGUGCACACUGUACAUGCCAUGCAUCUUAUAAGCUGCAGAUUUUGUUUUUUAUAUAAUCCAUUUUCUUUAUGUAAAGGAGCGACUUAAAUAAAGAAUAUUAACUUACAAAUUUAAAGACAUUUUACAUGGUA